CAUCACAGUGCCGCAUGUUGCGUGUUCCAUGCUUCUGCAAGUAUUUUCAGCUGCUAUUCGACCAACGUAACCUUGGACAGCCCUAUAUAUUCUACCAGAGACCUAAACCAUGCUAAGACGUGUACUACCACGCUUGCCGCUUUUCCGGGUCUCUGCACCCAUACUUCCAAUAUCGUCGCGGUUGAGUGCUCGCCCAGUACCUGCGAUGUCCUUGACUGGCUCUCCACGUUUGUCGAGCCCGAGGCUGUUUCAUCACGUCCCUGCUCGCCUUACGUCAACCAUACCACCUCAAAACGAUCCAGCAUCACAGUUACCUCCAAACGCUACCCUUUCUCAAAGGCUGAAACACCUCAUUAAAUCCUAUGGAUGGUAUGCCCUCGGAGUGUACAUCGUCCUCUCCACACUGGACUUCACCAUCGCGUUUGCUGGAAUUAACCUGUUGGGCGCCGAGCAGGUCGCGUCUGCCGCCGCCUACAUCAAAGAGACUGCUAUCAGCUUCAUCCAUACCAAGCCACCAGAGCCUGGGCGUGAUGAAAUGGACGGCAUUUCUGCGGGAGAUGCGAGCCGCGAGGGCUUGUAUGCCACCUUGGUAUUGGCUUAUACCAUCCAUAAAACGCUAUUUUUGCCCGUCAGAGUUGGUUUGACAGCCGUUUUUACUCCUCGAUUGGUGGGCUGGCUGCGUACAAGAGGGUGGGCAGGUGGUGAGGGCGCCAGGAAAGCAGCACGCGACAUGAGGGAUAGGAUUCAAAGAAAGGAUUAAAAUCAGUUGAUCGGCGGAUCUGGGUAAGAGGCAAAUUGUAACGUCGUCGUUUUAUUCACACUACUCAUGUCAUAGUCAUAUAUUACUUGCAUGGCAAUUACCUUUAUUUGCCAUGAUCCUAAUUUCACACUAGAGGGUCGAUUGGAGACAUUGCAUGCAACCCUCUUUUGAACUAAGGUGCAGCCUUGAAAAUGAUGGCGGAAAGUAGAGAGCAACAGCACUUUGGGGUAUACGCGGGGAAAUCCAAUUCGAACACGCUACACGAGUAUGUUUAAAUUCAAAUUGAGU
Molecule: messenger RNA, 1048 nt
Organism: Suillus plorans
Lineage: Eukaryota; Fungi; Basidiomycota; Agaricomycetes; Boletales; Suillaceae
Exons: 2
Coding region: 110-760 (216 amino acids)
Cellular component (GO): mitochondrion
Source: RefSeq, a predicted model, not a curated record